CGGAGCUGGAGUGAACUGCUCCCGCCGGCUGCCCGGGCUCAGAUCCUAAACCGGCGCUGAGCAACGUGCCCACCAGGAUCAUGGGUUCCAUGUUCCGGAGUGAAGAGGUGGCCUUGGUCCAGCUCCUGCUGCCCACAGCGGCUGCCUACACCUGUGUGAGCCAGCUGGGUGAGCUGGGCCUCGUGGAGUUUAGAGACCUCAACGCAUCCGUGAGUGCCUUCCAGAGGCGCUUUGUGGUGGAUGUCCGGCGCUGCGAGGAGCUAGAGAAGACCUUCACCUUCUUACAGGAAGAAGUACAGCGGGCUGGCCUGACACUGCCCCCACCUGAGGGGACACUGCCAGCACCACCUCCCCGAGAGCUGCUGCGAAUCCAGGAGGAGACAGACCGCCUGGCCCAGGAGCUUCGGAAUGUUCGAGGCAACCAGCAGGCACUGCGGGCCCAGCUGCACCAGCUGCAGCUCCACUCAGCUGUGCUCAGCCAGAGCCACGGCCCCCCGAUGGCAGCUGCCCACACUGAAGGACCCUCCUCUGAGAGAACACCCCUGCUUCCAGACGCUCGGGGGCCACAUGCAGACCUGAAGGUCAACUUUGUGGCAGGUGCUGUGGAGCCCUACAAGGCUGCUGCCCUGGAGCGCCUGCUCUGGAGAGCCUGCCGCGGCUUCCUCAUUGCCAGCUUUCGGGAGACGGAGGGGCAGCUGGAGGACCCGGUGACGGGUGAGCCUGCAACUUGGAUGACCUUUGUCAUCUCCUACUGGGGUGAGCAGAUCGGUCAGAAGAUCCGAAAGAUCACAGACUGCUUCCACUGUCACGUCUUCCCUUACCUGGAGCAAGAGGAAGCCCGGCAUGCCGUGUUGCAGCAGCUGCAGCAGCAGAGCCAGGAGCUUCAGGAGGUCCUGGGGGAAGCAGAACGAUUCCUGAGCCAGGUGUUGGGCCGGGUACAGCAGCUGCUGCCACCAGGGCAGGUGCAGAUCCGCAAGAUGAAGGCUGUGUACUUGGCUCUCAAUCAGUGCAGUGUGAGCACCACCCACAAGUGCCUCAUUGCCGAGGUGUGGUGUGCCACGCGGGACCUGCCCACCCUCCAGCAGGCGCUCCAGGAUGGCUCAAGCGAGGCAGGAGUGAGUGCUGUCGCUCACCGCAUACCCAGCCGGGACAUGCCUCCGACCCUCAUCCGGACCAACCGCUUCACCGCCAGCUUCCAGGGCAUUGUGGAUGCCUAUGGUGUGGGCCGCUACCGAGAAGUCAACCCUGCUCCUUAUACCAUCAUCACCUUCCCCUUUCUCUUCGCUGUGAUGUUUGGUGACGUGGGUCACGGACUGCUCAUGUUUCUCUUCGCCUUGGCCAUGGUCCUCACGGAGAACCGGCCAGCCGUGAAAGCCGCACAAAAUGAGAUCUGGCAGACCUUCUUCGGGGGGCGCUACUUACUCUUGCUCAUGGGUCUGUUCUCCAUCUACACUGGCUUCAUCUACAACGAGUGUUUCAGCCGCGCCACUACCAUUUUCCCCUCGGGCUGGAGUGUGGCCGCCAUGGCCAACCAGUCAGGCUGGAGUGACGAGUAUCUGUCCCAGCAUCCCAUGCUCACCCUGAACCCCAACAUCACCGGUGUCUUCCUGGGACCGUAUCCCUUUGGCAUUGACCCGAUCUGGAGCCUGGCUACCAACCACCUGAGCUUCCUCAACUCUUUCAAGAUGAAGAUGUCUGUCAUCCUUGGGGUCACCCAUAUGGCCUUCGGGGUGUUUCUCAGCAUCUUCAACCACAUGCACUUUGGCCAGGCGCACCGGCUCCUGCUAGAGACCUUGCCCGAACUCAUCUUCCUGCUGGGCCUCUUUGGCUAUCUUGUGUUCCUCAUUGUCUACAAGUGGCUGCAGGUCUCAGCUGCCAGCGCCUCCACGGCUCCCAGCAUCCUCAUCCACUUUAUCAAUAUGUUCCUCUUUGCCCAAAGCCCAACCAAUCAGCCACUCUUCCAUGGGCAGGAAGUGGUACAGUAUGUGCUGGUGGUCCUGGCUUUGGCCACCGUUCCUAUCCUGUUGCUGGGCACACCCUUGUACCUGCUGCGGCAGCACCAUCACAGAAAUACUCAGAGAAGGCCGGUAGGCCAACAGGACAAGGACAGCGACAAGCUUCUGGCCUCCUCCGAUGCUUCCACCUCGGAGAAUACCUGGAGCCCUGAUGAGGAGAAGGCUGGGAUCCCAGGGGAUGAUGAGGAAGCUGAGUUUGUCCCCUCUGAGGUCUUUAUGCACCAGGCCAUCCACACCAUUGAAUUCUGCCUGGGCUGCAUCUCCAACACAGCCUCCUACUUGCGUCUCUGGGCCCUGAGCCUAGCCCAUGCCCAGCUAUCUGAGGUCCUGUGGGCCAUGGUGAUGCGCAUAGGCCUGGGUAUGGGUCGAGAGAUGGGCGUGGCAGCAGUGGUGCUGGUCCCUGUGUUUGCUGCCUUUGCUGUGUUGACUGUGGCCAUCUUGCUAGUGAUGGAAGGGCUCUCAGCCUUCUUGCAUGCCCUGCGGUUGCACUGGGUGGAGUUCCAGAACAAGUUCUACUCAGGUACUGGCUACAAGCUCAGUCCCUUCACCUUCACUGUGGACAAUGAGUAAAUCCACCGUGAUCCCUGCCUCUCCAAAUCGGGAAAGGAAUAAAGAACUGGCUGGCCCAGG
This is a messenger RNA of Microtus oregoni (creeping vole), 2645 nucleotides long. It is a transcript of the gene Tcirg1, whose product is annotated as T cell immune regulator 1, ATPase H+ transporting V0 subunit a3. The record is from RefSeq and is a predicted model, not a curated record. Gene Ontology annotation, molecular function: proton-transporting ATPase activity, rotational mechanism; ATPase binding. The transcript is spliced from 20 exons. The coding region runs from base 81 to 2585 and encodes 834 amino acids. Gene Ontology annotation, biological process: vacuolar acidification; proton transmembrane transport. Gene Ontology annotation, cellular component: plasma membrane; vacuolar proton-transporting V-type ATPase complex; vacuolar proton-transporting V-type ATPase, V0 domain. Lineage: Eukaryota; Metazoa; Chordata; Mammalia; Rodentia; Cricetidae.